Periconia digitata is the source of this 1702-nucleotide messenger RNA. NCBI's taxonomy places the organism in Eukaryota, Fungi, Ascomycota, Dothideomycetes, Pleosporales, Periconiaceae. The record is from the annotation of a GenBank genome assembly.
CAAACAAGGGAGGAAGCAGCAAGACGAUGGCAGACAGGAUGGAAUAUCAACGAGAAUGCAAGUCUAUCUGUCUGCUUGGAAGGAGACAGAGAGGGGGCAAGCGUGGGCGCGGAUCAGCCAAUCAGGGCACGCUCGGGCCAGGCUACGCGCCCCGCGGGCCCAAAGGGUUGUUUAUCCCGUCCCGGACCCAUGCCAGCCAGGCCAGCAGCAGUACAAAUCUUCGUGCCUCCAUCAACACCCACAACACACCACACACCCCUCCACUCCCCCCAAUUCGCCUGCCACCCGCGAAUUAGUUCUUCUCCGAUCCGCCCGCCCAUCCAUCUACAUCCCCAAUUCCUACGACACCAUGAGAGAGGUUAUUAGUUUGAACGUCGGCCAGGCUGGUUGCCAGAUUGCGAAUUCCUGCUGGGAGCUCUACUGCCUCGAGCACGGCAUCCAGCCCGAUGGUUACUUGACUGAGGAGCGCAAAGCUGCUGAUGACGACCACGGUUUCAGCACUUUCUUCUCCGAGACUGGCCAGGGCAAGUACGUUCCCCGUACCAUCUACUGCGAUCUCGAGCCCAAUGUCGUCGACGAGGUCCGCACCGGCACCUACCGCUCCCUUUUCCACCCCGAGCACAUGAUCACCGGAAAGGAGGAUGCGUCCAACAACUAUGCUCGUGGCCACUACACCGUGGGUAAGGAGCUCAUCGACCAGGUGCUCGACAAGGUCCGCCGCGUUGCAGACAACUGCUCGGGUCUUCAAGGUUUCCUCGUCUUCCACUCUUUCGGCGGUGGAACCGGUUCUGGUUUCGGUGCGUUGUUGAUGGAGCGUCUGUCCGUGGACUAUGGCAAGAAGUGCAAGCUCGAGUUCUGUGUCUACCCUGCACCCCAGGUGGCCACGUCGGUUGUCGAACCUUACAACUCUAUCCUCACCACCCACACCACUCUGGAGCACUCCGACUGCAGCUUCAUGGUCGACAACGAGGCCAUCUACGGCAUCUGCCGAAGGAACUUGGGUAUCGAGCGCCCCAACUUUGAGAACCUGAACCGUCUCAUUGCUCAGGUCGUUUCGUCCAUCACUGCCUCGCUCCGCUUCGACGGCUCCCUGAACGUCGAUCUCAACGAGUUCCAGACUAACUUGGUGCCCUACCCCCGUAUCCAUUUCCCUCUCGUUGCCUACUCGCCCGUCAUCUCCACUGCCAAGGCUUCCCACGAGGCCAACUCGGUCAUGGAGAUCACCAACUCUUGCUUCGAGCCCGACAACCAGAUGGUCAAGUGCGACCCCCGCAACGGAAAGUACAUGGCUACUUGCUUGUUGUACCGCGGCGAUGUGGUUCCCAAGGACACCCACGUUGCUAUUGCCCAGCUCAAGACCAAGCGCACCAUCCAGUUUGUUGACUGGUGCCCUACCGGAUUCAAGCUCGGUAUCUGCUACCAGCCCCCAGAGACCGUGCCCAACGGCGACUUGGCCAAGGUCAACCGUGCCGUCUGCAUGCUUUCCAACACCACUGCCAUCGCCGAGGCCUGGUCCGCUUUGUCACACAAGUUCGAUCUCAUGUACUCCAAGCGUGCUUUCGUUCACUGGUAUGUUGGUGAGGGUAUGGAGGAAGGCGAGUUCUCCGAGGCCCGUGAGGAUCUCGCUGCUCUUGAGCGUGACUACGAGGAGGUCGCCGCCGAUAGUCUCGAGGGUGAGGAGGGUGUGGAUGCUGAGUACUAG